This is a messenger RNA of Morone saxatilis (striped sea-bass), 1621 nucleotides long. RefSeq names its product spermatogenesis-associated protein 22. Bases 145 to 1296 code for a protein of 383 amino acids. The transcript has 8 exons. The record is from RefSeq and is a predicted model, not a curated record. NCBI's taxonomy places the organism in Eukaryota, Metazoa, Chordata, Actinopteri, Moronidae. Gene Ontology annotation, biological process: regulation of meiotic cell cycle; meiotic DNA repair synthesis; homologous chromosome pairing at meiosis.
UGGCGCGUGCUGCUUUCCAAGGUGCUGAAGCGUAAAGGACAUUUUUAUUUUAGGUUGCUGGAACUUUUGUUCACUUUCGCCAACAAAACCGAGUUGCUAAUACCACCCAUCAGCUGGAUGAGCGACUUUCUCUGAGCAACCACAAUGAGGAGGCAGGAAAACCAGCCAGCCAGGCCAACAGCAGGCUGCCUGUCUGUGCCGCUCUUUAACCAGAAAAAAAGAAACAGAGUUCCUUUGACAUCUGCUCCCUCCGAGAAUGAAUUCUUCUCUCACAGUGAAUACAUGGCAAGCGCCAGCUCAGCCACGUCUCACAGCACAUCAGGUACCUAUGGAUGUUACCAGGCCUCAGCUCCAUCCUCUGGUGCUCCACAAAGCCACCUGUGGAACAGACAGGGCCUCCCACCAUCCACUCUGCCCCAGCAGUAUGGCAGCAACAGACCUGCUCCUGGACCUGCCCCUGCCAUGAGAAACUAUGCUCCCAUACCACAUCCAUACAAAGCUGGAGGUACAAGCUCUAAGAUGGGACAGCUCAGCAACCCAGUGACACAACAGGAACCCAGCCCCACUGUAAACUCCAGACAGAGCGAAUAUCGAGCCGCCCCCAUCAGUGAGAGUGCACAAAGCAAGCCAACACCCCAUACUGGGUUCUCUAAAAUGGGUCAGCAGUCAUCUUACAGGCAGGCCAAUCCCACACAUCAGUAUUCCCAGCGACCCAGACCUUUGCCUGCUCCUGUUCCACCACCCAGCAGGCCCUCUGCUCAUGCAGCGCAGCCACAAAACAACUCCUGGAAGUUCACUAACAGCUUUGGGCCGCAGAAACCCGCCUUUGAGGGAAACAGGGGCAGAAAUCAACCUCAGACUGUGAGACAAACUCAAACUCAGCAGGCAACAUUUCCAGUGAAGCCAGCCAUUGAGAACUCUCUGAGGAUCCUGACUGCAGUUAUUGAUGGCAUGAGGCACUGGAGCCAGUUUAAAGACAAAGUCCCAUACUUAUUUGAGAUAUUUGCUACUCUAGACUCUGCGGUCACACAGGGUCGCCAUGGAGCCAAGAACUUCCUCAUGAGAGACGGGAAGGAGGUUGUGCAGUGUGUCUUCUAUGAAAAUGAGCAGGAACUGCCUCGUCUCAUUCGUGGUCAAGUCCAUCGCUGUGUGGGGAACUACGACCGCAGUAGAGAUGUCCUGAUAUGUGUGUCCGUCAGACCCGGCCUGCCCUCAGAGCUGAGGAAUGCUCAGGAGGCGGUCAAAGCCUGUGAUGCAGAAAUGAGAGUGCUGGUCAAAUCCCUCAGUGAAGUCUGAGCAAGAGUAGGUAUCUUCAGCAGUAAGACUGAUAGGUAGAAAGUAUACCAGUAUUUUAUGGGGGUACAUGAGAGCCAAGCUUAGUGCUAUAUUGUAAUAGAAAACGUUUGUUGUGGCUUAAAGUCCCAGUAGUUUUUCAAAGCAUGUUUAAGCUAUUAUUUGUAAAGUGCGCUGUUGCCAUUAGCUUGUUGUAUGCAAACAAAUGCACUUGUACUGAACUUUAAGAGCUGAAUUCACUGGCAUGUUCUGGCGUAGAUGUGUUUGUAUUUAUUUGUCAACCAAAUAUAUAAAGAGUUGUUUCAUGUAACCAAAACUGUAACGGAAA